Molecule: messenger RNA, 733 nt
Organism: Lecanosticta acicola
Lineage: Eukaryota; Fungi; Ascomycota; Dothideomycetes; Mycosphaerellales; Mycosphaerellaceae
Source: the annotation of a GenBank genome assembly
AUGGCACAACCAGCCGACUCGACUGGAGGCGACCAAGCCAGGUACGUGUUCAUUCCCAUCACUGCUUCAGUCACAACGACUAUUGAAGCACAGCACCGCCGAGAAGGUCACAGCGGCAGAGCGCGUCCUCAACACCACUGAGCUCCUCGAGAUGGUGUUGAUGCACCUGCCUAUCAAGAACAUGUUUGGCGUGCUCCGAGUCAACAAGAAAUUCAAGGCUACUGUCGACGGCUCGAAGGGGCUCCAGGUGGCCAUGUUCCUCCGGCGAGACGACUCUAUCGGAGAAGAGCGCGUUAAUCCUCUUCUUGACGACAUUGCAUAUCGCUCGUCUGACGAAUUCGGACACUGCGUCCUCUACACGGGAAUGACGCCCAAAUGUCGCCCCUUCUAUGAUAAGGAACCACGUUGUAGAGAGCUCCAAUUCAAAGGCUUCGACAAGCAGCGUCCAAUGAGCACCCUCGGCAAGGGGAUCAUGCUCUGCAAGGGAGAAGACGGCAUAGUCGAGUCCUGGGAAAAGAUGUAUGUGAUACAAGGUGUGGAGAGAUUCUGGCCAUUUUACCAAUGUCCCGGUAUUCGGUACCCUGACUUUGUCCAAUCGGACGAAAUGAAGCUUGGGUCGCUGUUCAAGAGGAUGGACAUGCAGUACAGGUCGAUCCAAGCAGACGAGGGGGGUGACGAAGCCUUGUCUCGCGAGCUGCUCACAAAGCUACUGAAUUAUGAUUGGGUUUUGUAA